AUGCAUCUUUCUAGCCAGAGUGCGCUUUGCCUGGCUAUUGGCCUACUUCUCCGAGUCGCCAUUGCCCAAGACCCCAGCCCCGGCGGCGCCACUCAUCCCGGUCAGCCUGAGAACUGCAACGGAUGGCAUACUGUGGCCAAGGACGAGAAUUGCCAGAUCGUGGCCCAAGCCUACGGCAUCUCCGUGGAACAGUUCUUGAGGUGGAACCCCGCGGUUUCCUCUGAUUGUCUCAACAACUUCUGGAUCGACUCGGCUUAUUGUGUGAGUGUGGGGAAGGGCACCUCCAGGCCUGCUACUUCCACUCUUCCUACCUCCACAUCCAAUUCCAAUUCCCGAACGUCUUCUGCCUUCGAUAGCACAUCCCAGGCAUCAUUCACAUCAACUCCCACGACGGCGACCACCUCUUACAACUCGACAUACUCAGUCUUGCACCCUGUUACCUCGUGGAACGUAUCGACCACAACUACCGAUAAGGUAUGGCCACCUACCAAGACGCUCGUGGGGCAGAUUGACAUCUGCAACGCGUGGUCUCGCGUUGUUCCCGGCGAUACAUGUCAGCGAAUGCAGGUCAAGUUUGGCCUAAAGUCCAUCGACGAGUUCCUCAGCUGGAAUCCAUCGGCCAAGGAUGAUUGCGAGAUGCUCAUCGCCGAUUACUAUGUGUGUGUCGGCGUGCAGAGGCAGACAGGGAAUACGGAUCUUGUAUGGGAGACGGCUCAGCCAGAGUUCACCGAGCCUCCUGAGCCGACACAGUACACACACGUUACAGUGCCCCCGGCCGACUCAAGUUUUGCGCCGAUUCCAUCUCACGGGCCUUUGCCAUCAAACUGUAAGGUUUUUCAUCAGGCCACAGCCGAUCAAAAUUGCAAUGAUAUCGUCAAGCAGUAUGGCUACUUCUCACAAGAGCAGUUCUUGUCGUGGAAUCCAGCCCUGGACGGCAAUUGCUUGGGCCUUUGGCUCGAUACUUGGUAUUGUGUUGGCGCCUAUGCGGAUGACAAUUUCCCACUGCCCGCACAUCAAACGGCGAAACCGACCGAGGGCAACAUUCCUCUGGGGUACCCCAACGACUGCGCAAGAUGGUAUAAGACAACAUUCGACGACACAUGCGACCUCAUCGCUCUCAUGUUUGGCAGCUUCAGUGAUACCGAGUUCGCGAAGUGGAAUCCGACCGUUUUCGGGGAUUGUAGCGGUAUCGAUAUGGACGCGUGGUACUGUAUAGGUCGCCCAGGCACGGCGACAACGCGGACUCCAGGCGCGCCAUCGCCGACGCAAAUAACAGAGUCCACGCAACCUACUACGUCGACACAGCCGACGUCCACUACAACAAAGCCGACGCAGCCAGUGCAGACACCGUCGCCUGUCCGCGAGGGCAUGGUGCAGAGCUGUAUGCGCUUCCACCUCCAGCAGCCAGACGAGUUCUGCUGGGCGAUGGCGUCUGGUGCCGGCAUAUCCUUGGAGUGA
Alternaria infectoria is the source of this 1458-nucleotide messenger RNA. RefSeq lists its product as uncharacterized. Lineage: Eukaryota; Fungi; Ascomycota; Dothideomycetes; Pleosporales; Pleosporaceae. Bases 1 to 1458 code for a protein of 485 amino acids. The record is from RefSeq and is a predicted model, not a curated record. The transcript has a single exon.